Molecule: messenger RNA, 1241 nt
Organism: Larimichthys crocea (large yellow croaker)
Lineage: Eukaryota; Metazoa; Chordata; Actinopteri; Sciaenidae
Product: centrosome-associated protein 350
Exons: 8
Coding region: 303-1196 (297 amino acids)
Source: RefSeq, a predicted model, not a curated record
CACAUUGUUUACAGACAAGGCUCAGUAGACCAAAUUAAGAAGACUAGAUGCAACUGGACUGUGCGGCUGCAUGACUAAGAAGAUUAGUCAGAAGAUUUACCUACCAAGCAGUCACCGUUCACACAGACUUGGUGCAUAGCAACAGGUCAGUGAGCCCUGAGCGCCACAUUAGCAUUCACCAUGGACUUGGACAAAUUCAUUGAACAGAAAUGAGAGCUACCAUUUCCUCAUGACUGCACAUGUUUGUUUGCGGUUGAGCUUCUGGCAAAGAAUACCACAAUGUGAGGUAAACAUGCUUCAACAUGACAGAAUAUAUGCUGUGGACUGCGUUUACAUGGACGUUCAAGGGGAUACUGUGCACCUGCAGGUUCCUUUGGAUAUGCCCAUACAAUGCAAUCAAAUUUUUGCCAAGGGAACAACACAUGCCACAACAACACAACACGAGACGACAGCUGAAGCAACCUGUGGGUUCGGAAAGUAAAGCGAUUGCAGCCAUACCAGGUAGCCCCGACCGCACGACUACCCUUCAAAAAAGGCUAUCCAAAACCGAGAAAGAGCUACUGUCAAUCAAGACCAGGAUUGCCUGUGAGAGAGCAUCAUGGGAAAGGAGGUUUGCAGAGCUGCAGAGACAACAGGAAGUGCUACAUAAUCAGCUGGUCUCUCAGGUUGGAGUGAUGGGGAAAGAGGGCAGUUGUGAUGACCACGGAGAGUCAGGAGCAGACAAUGGAGUAGCGUUUGAGCCGUGUUCAAGUGAUCUCUCAAGAAUGAUGUACCAACACAGGGGAUCUGAGGUGUCAUCAAGCAGUGACACUAACAUAAGCAGUUUGUCAGGCAGUCAGUUAUCCUCAUCAUCGGUACUGAGCUCAAGAACUGCCUUCUCCUCAUGCUCAGCCACCAGUACGAGGUCAUGGAGAACAUCCCAAGGGCCUCACCGAGCCUUUGUACCCCAUUCCCCAAUGGACCUGGAGCUCGGUCACCAGGUCAGGAUUAUGCUGCCGUCUGGUCGGAUCAGCACAGGGACUAUUCGUUUCCUGGGCUACCUGCAGGGGGAGGCAGAACUCCAACUUGGGGUGGAGCUGCAGACACCUGAUCCUGGAUUGCAUGACGGCAGCCACAAGGGAUACAGCUACUUUGAAUGCAAGCCUGGCUAUGGUGCCUUUGUACCAUUCCACAAGCUACUGAUGGUCUGGGAAUGACAAGCGCAGACUAUCAUGUAGAGCUGCCCAUUUGGAUGCACAGAA